Asparagus officinalis (garden asparagus) is the source of this 862-nucleotide messenger RNA. RefSeq names its product protein SMG9-like. Lineage: Eukaryota; Viridiplantae; Streptophyta; Magnoliopsida; Asparagales; Asparagaceae. Gene Ontology annotation, biological process: nuclear-transcribed mRNA catabolic process, nonsense-mediated decay. The transcript is spliced from 5 exons. The record is from RefSeq and is a predicted model, not a curated record.
AUGGCGGGAGCUCCGCCAUCAUCGUCCUCCUCCUCCUCUUCCUCGUCGGCGAACCCAUCGUCAUCUUCAGGUCUUCCCCCGCCUCCGAAGAUCCUCCUUGCAAAACCCUCGUCGGUCCCCGCGGUCGCCCAGGACUCUUCCUCCGUCGGAGCUCCUCCGCCCUCCUCCGUCCCCGGCGGCUUCUUACUUCGGUCCUCUCACAACGUUCCUCAACCAGGAUCCCUAAAUCUCUUCUCGGAUACUUGGGAGUUCCACACUGAGAGAAUCCUACCGUUUUUGACAGACAACACUGAUUUCAAUGUUGUUGGGAUUAUUGGGCCAACCGGAGUGGGCAAGUCGACUAUUUUGAAUGAGCUUUAUGGAUUUGAUGGAAGCUCUCCUGGAAUGCUUCCGCCUUUUGCAACACAGUCUGAAGAAACCAUAGCCAUGGCAAAACAUUGUACUGCUGGGGUUGAGCUGAGGGUUUCUUCUGAAAGGCUAAUCCUCCUUGAUGCUCAGCCAAUGUUCAGCCCUUCUGUUUUAGUUGAUAUGAUGAGACCUGAUGGGUUUAUCUUACAAUUUCUGUACUAAAUGGAGAGUGCUAUCAGCAGGAUUCUCGCUCAUGAAUUGUUGGGUUGUAUGAUUGGUGUUUUCCUACUAUCUGUCUGCAACGUGUUGCUGGUUGCAUCAGAGGGAAUUUAUGAUUUUGGCAUGUGGAAGUUGAUGCUGACAGUACGCCCUAGAGCUAAAAAAACCCCCUGAACUUUAUAUUUCAGUCACAUUGUUCUGCUUAAAUUGCAAUGCCGUCUAUCUAUGCAUGCAUGUGCUUCAUGCCCAAACAGUUGGAUAUCCAUAUGCUACACACUCAACGAUUAUGCUAUUA